AGAAUAUUAGCAAAAUCAUGUCUUUUAAGCGACCGACAGAAAUUUCAUGGGACAGUGAUGAAGAUGAUGAGCUUUUAAGUAUCAACACAAAGUUCAAGGCAGAUGAUGAUGAGGAAUUAGAUGAAGAUGCUUUAUUAGAGUCUGAUGAUGAAUCAUUGCCGAUUCCAUCAAAACCACAGACAUCAGUUACCGAGAAUAAGAAAUCCCUGACCUCAACAAAUAAACCUGUCAAAUCUCUCAACUCAAGUGUUACAAACAAAGUGCCCAAUAAAACAACCAUCAGUAGAAAUGGAGUGCCCAGUGAUAAUGUGUCUACAAAGAAAACAGGAAACACAGGUUCAGGAGCAAAUUCAGCUAAACAAAAGAUAACCCCAAUUGUAUUUAGUGAUCCUGAACCAGAACCAGUGCUUAUCUUGGAGGAUCCAGAGGAAGAUUUUGAAUUUGAUGAUUCUGGAGUGACAGAGGCAAUUCUGGACAGCAGUCAGGGGGAAGAGCCGGAAAAUUUUAAGUUUACUAAACCAUUUGAAGUAAGUUCAAAGUCUGCAGUGCAUACACCACAUGUGGUGGUCAGUCAGAGAGAGGAGGAAGGCAUGGAGGACCAAUCAGAUGUCUCCAAUUUAGAGGUGUCUGUGGACAGAGGUCAGGAAAGCAGUGAAGAAAGCGAGGAAAGUGAUCAUGAGGACGAUAGGCGAGGGCGAUUCAGGACCGAACGUCAGCAGACUGUCAAACUGACCAAUCACAAACUGGGAGGAGAUAUUCCAGAUACUCUAGAAAUAUCCAAAGAACAAGAAGAAGAGAUAGAGCAGUUCAAUAAAUCCCAUAAUAAGUCCCACAGAGGGCGGGGCAGGGGUAGAGGUGGAAUGUCAGGGAGGGGAGGAUAUCCAGGAGGGUCUCAAGGAAGAGGAGGCUUCUCCAAUAGAGGAGGCUUCUCAAACCGAAAUGGUCCCCAGAGGAGGGAUUUGGAUCAGAGAGUUCCACCAACUAAUCAUAAUUUCCAGCAUAACCACUACCCAACCAGUUUUUCACAGGAACUCCCUCCUCCACUGAGCCAGCCUCAGCAGAGCCUCCCUCCUCCUGCUUCAGUUCCCCAGAAGAUUCACAUAAACCCUCAUUUUAAAUGUUAUGCUCCCUCCCAGACAAGGAGAUAUUUUAUUCAAAGUGUUCCCUGGACCUCGCAGUCUAACCCUCAACCAAUAUUCAGCAGACCUCCACACCCACUGCCUCCCCACCAAAUGCAGGAUCCCCCACAUCAUCAUCACUAUGCAGCUCAUCAGCCUCCUCCAAGGCAGAAUGAUCCCUACCCAGCAUUCUCUGGUGGACCACCAUCUCAUGCUCAUCAGGCCCCCCACCAUUACGUGGGACCUCACCACCACCAGGUACCACACGGUGGCCCCCCUCCCUUCCAUGGACAGCAGUACCCGCCAAGGGAGCAGUACCGUCCCUCCGGGCCCCCACCUCAACCACUGAUGGGACAACCCAACCAUCAGUUUCCUGCCCCCCAUCACCCCCCACAACCUCAGGUCAGGGUGGAACCCCAGCAUCCACCACACGUACGGAUGGGACCCCCACCCCAUCAACCUCAAAGUGGACCCCCGCCACAACAUCAACAAUACAAUCCACAACAUUAUCAGGAACAAAGGUUUCCUAACCCACAACAUGCCCCAGAGCCGCACGUCAGACCCGAUUUCCACCCCUCUCACCAGACACAGCAGCCGCCUCCGAGAUUUCAGCCGAGAGUGGCCCCAGGGUACCAGUCCCGACCCCAGAGAUUUCAGUCUCAGGGACAGAGAAUGCCUCAAGGUCCCAAUACUGGACAGAAUAAUGGAGCACCUAGACAACCUGUUAACAAUCCAAAACAAAAUGCUUUAUUGUUGGCACAUGCCAAAAAGCUGAGAGAUCGUGCAAAGAAAUUUUCACAGAAUACUCCUAUAGUAGUCCCCAGUAAACCUAAGAAGAGGCCCUCAACAGAAGUGAUAGUGGAGGGAAGUAUUGAGCCUUCCCCAAUAAAACAAACGAAAGUAGAAACCAAACCAUUGACUCGAGAGGACAAGGAGCUACAAGAAAAGCUAGCACUGCAGGCUGAACAGAGAGAGUAUAUAAGGCGAAAAAAGGAGGCCAAUAGACAGGCACUGGCCCAGAAAAAACGAGAAGAGUUAGCUCAGCGGCUAGCAGGGACAGGUCAGACAUUAGAAGACAUUGAGCAAAGCUCAACUACAAGUGGUCCCGUACAACAACAGGUUCAUAAUAAACCAGUACAGGGCAAUGUGGCUCUUAAAAAGACAAUACAACCUAUACACACCCCACAAGCUGGUCAACAGAUCCAAACAGUGCAGUCAAAUCAAAUCAGAUUUCAGAAUACUCAGGUCUCAAAAACCCCUCAGAGGAAUCCUCAGAAAAAAAUCGUGAACCUUAAUAAAGGUGUUCAUAAACCAGCAAAUGCUCAAAUGACAACCAACAAAACUCUAGCAAGUCCUACAAAGAAACUAAUGAAGAGGAUAGAAACUGUAAAGAAAAAUGCUCAAGGAGAAAUCAUAUCUCGAGAAAUAAAGCUCGUUCCUAUAGAGGAUGAAGGGGUCAUUAGUGAGCAGACUUCGGUCACAAAUCGAGGGCAGGUCCAGGUGGUCAAGAAGAGCACUAUGGUCACCUCUACUGAGGGUCAGCAAGCAGGAAACAGAACUGUGGUCAGCGGGAACAGGUCGGUCAUCACCCCAGGGUCCGGCAACCGGUCUGUCAUCAGGUUAACUCCAGACAGCGGGCAGGGUGAUGAAGGGGACCUCAGAAAUGUGGUCAGUCAGCAGACUAUUGGAAGGAGAAUUGUUGUGAAAUCCACUCCUAAAUCAGUGAUGGUGAAGAAUCUGUCUAUUUCUACAUCAGACUCCAUCAUCAAGAAUCUCUGCACAACAGUGGGUCCAGUAGAGAGCAUAAAAAGAGACCAGAAAGAUGCAGUGGUAACGUUCAUGAAUGCAAAUCACGCAUCACUGUUUGCUGAGAAAUACAACAGGACACUUCUGGACUUGUCAACAAUCCUCGUGUCACUGAUAAAUUACUAUGAUUUGACCUUCAACUUUCUCCCUGGAAAUGAACGAAGAUGGCACGCAGCAAUCACGUCCAAGCGUGCUUCAUACGACGGCAUCCAAUGGAUGCCCCUCCUGACGGAUAGAACUCGACGUCCGCCAUGGAAUCGUCAAGUAACCAUGUUGGACAACGAAAUGUUGGUGGAUAGACAUCCAGGUCACGACCUGUGCAAUCCAUUCGAGGUUUCCUCAUCCUUGGCAAUGCCCAGCAUGCCCAAAGGGGGCGUUCUGGUCAGGAUACAGUGCUUGGGAGCUUGCUCACCAGAAGGGCAGAUAAAGAGAAAGGAUUUACACCCCAUACUGCCAGGCAUUGAAGUGGCUGGAGUAGUACAAGAUGUGUGCCCCUCAAUACCCAACAGAAACUUCAACACAGGGGACAGGGUCAUUCUAUAUCUGGAUGAAGACUUUGCAGAGACUGGUUAUCAGGAGUACAUAGCUGUUGAUGAUACUGAGAAAUGUAUUCAAAUCCCAGACUCCAUACCCCUAGAAGUAGCGGCUAUGUUACCCGGAAGCGCCCUGACAGCGUACAGUGCAGUAAUGAAAGCCAUACCACACAUAGAAAAACUACAGGAGGUUAAAUCUGGAAUCAAUGUCCUUAUUGUUGGUGCUGGUGGCAUAGGACUUUGGGCAGUGCAGCUGGCCAAUUACAUGCUCUCCCAAUUCAGUCAGACCAACAUCAAAUUAUUUGUAUCAGACAACAGUAUUGACAAACUGCUGACAGCACUAGACCACGGCUGUUAUGACGUCAUUCACUGGAAUGAAGAAGAUCACGAGCAAUUUAUCAUAGAGCGAACUCUGGAAGCCUGCAAAGGAGGAGUAGAUGUAGUCAUUGAUUUUGUCAGCUCUCCAAGAACAGUGCACAGAACUCUCAAGGUCCUUAAUAGAGAGGGUUUAAUAUUGGUUGGAGGAAACACAAUGUCAGAAGUUAGCAUCAACUUGAAUGUGUUAGCAGCCAAGCAGCAGAGUAUAGUAGGAAUACCAAAAGGGUCCCUCAAACUUCUGCUGGAAUUGGUUGACCUUGUAGCAGAAAAGAAGGUCAAACCACCCUUGUUUUCAAUUCACAAUGUUGAAGAUGCAAACCAAGUUUUUGAAGACCUUUACCAAAGUCGGAUAACUGGGCGAGCUAUACUCAAGAUCAACCAUUCUCAAACAGUUGACAAUUGAACUGCUAUUUGUAUUGUCAGUGUGCCAAAUCGGUAAAACAAGAAAGCAAGAUGGGAUGAUUAUAUCAUCUGCAUAAAUAUGGCAAUGCUGAUAUGCAAUAUUUGGCCAUGUCCCUGAAUUCAGAGUUUUCUACCAAAUCCUGGAAGACUUGAAUUCCGGAUGCCACAAGUUCAUCCAAUCCAUGAUCUGAAUAAGUAAAUGGUGCUCCGUGUAAAGUGCUUGAUGAUUGGAGAAAUCCGAUGGUCACUUGAUGAUCUGAACAAGAACUAUAGUGCUAUUCCCGCAAUUCUGUGCCCUUAGUGUUCAAUGACGAGUGUUUAUUACUUUGCAAAAAGGACAUGAAUACCAUAGACUCGAUGUACUUUGCUUGAGUAUGUGUGACAUCAUUGACAUCCAUAUAGUACGAUAGCUUGUUAAACAUGUUCUAGGGCAACUUUAGAGUGCUGUUUUGAAAAAAACAGUUCUGACAUUUACUUUAUAAUUGUUGUCCUUUCUCGUUGAGGCAUUAUUUAUUAGUUGCAUCAAAUGUGAUAUUAUAUGUGAUCCAGAAAGUGCUAAGUGGUAGAGUUCUGAAUGUGUAUGUGAAUGGUGUACGUGCGAAAUGAGAAUUGUUUUUGUUACAGCAAAUUACUGAUGUAUGAUUUUUAUACUUAUUAAAAUUCAUGAACCUAAA
Molecule: messenger RNA, 4911 nt
Organism: Saccostrea cuccullata (small rock oyster)
Lineage: Eukaryota; Metazoa; Mollusca; Bivalvia; Ostreida; Ostreidae
Product: RNA-binding protein 33-like
Exons: 24
Coding region: 18-4238 (1406 amino acids)
Molecular function (GO): oxidoreductase activity; RNA binding
Source: RefSeq, a predicted model, not a curated record